This is a messenger RNA of Hylaeus volcanicus, 791 nucleotides long. RefSeq lists its product as uncharacterized. Gene Ontology annotation, molecular function: calcium ion binding. Bases 148 to 642 code for a protein of 164 amino acids. Gene Ontology annotation, cellular component: centrosome; centriole. The record is from RefSeq and is a predicted model, not a curated record. Gene Ontology annotation, biological process: mitotic cell cycle; centriole replication. The transcript is spliced from 2 exons. NCBI's taxonomy places the organism in Eukaryota, Metazoa, Arthropoda, Insecta, Hymenoptera, Colletidae.
UAUUAUGAGUAUCUGCAAAAAGGUAGUUUAUAUUAGGCACAACAGAUAUUCGCAAGUUUAAAACAGUUCAAAACCUUUCAUUUUCAAUAGAUAAAGUCUUUUAAUUUUUUUUAAAUACGAAGGAAGGUUCACUAAAAAGAUUGCAUUAUGCGAAAAGGAAAUGUUCAUACUAGGCGUAGAUUGGAAAGGCCUGGUAUAACGGAAGAUGAAAUUGAAGGAAUACGCGACGCAUUCAACUGGUUUGAUACAGAUGGAACAGGAAUGAUUGAUCCAAAAGAGUUAAAAGCCGCAAUGUUAUCUUUAAAUUUCGAUACAAAGAGUCCAACAGUUUAUUUAAUGGUGUGCGAUAUGGAGAGACGGUGUUCAGGGCCUAUAGAUUUCGAAGAGUUUUUGAAUGAAAUCACGCUACAAUUAGGAGAUCGUGAAAGUCGUGAGGGUAUACAGAAAAUUUUUAGUCUUUUUGAUGAUGAUCACACAAACACUAUAUCAUUCAAGAAUCUCAAACGUGUCGCAAAUGAGAUAGGUGAAACCAUGACGGAUGAAGAAUUAAAAGAAAUGAUAGAACGAGCUGAUAGUAACGGAGAUGGAGAAAUUUCUUUUGAAGAUUUUUUUACAAUUAUGACAAAAAAAACGUUUUCCUAGUAUUUUUACGAACGUUUAUCCUUUUUAUUAAAAAAUUAGAGAAAGAAAAAAUUAAGAGUCUAAAAAUGUUUGUAUCUGUUUUUUUUAGAUUGAGACGUUUAAGUCUUAUUGAAGAUUAAAAGAACGAUAACUAGAUCUGUAAUCUUUUA